Miscanthus lutarioriparius is the source of this 1950-nucleotide messenger RNA. The record is from the annotation of a GenBank genome assembly. Lineage: Eukaryota; Viridiplantae; Streptophyta; Magnoliopsida; Poales; Poaceae.
AUGAGAAAUGAUAGCCCAUGGAGCAUGGCCACUGAAUCUUCCGCCGUCGCCGUCGCUGGCGACGCAAAUUCCACUGAGCCAUGGAGCGCGCGGGUGCGCGCCCUCACGCGCCUCGGGCGGCACAGGGAGUCUCUUGCUCUCCUACGUCACGGCGACCCCUCGCCGCCGCCCCACGCGCUGGCGCUCCCGGCCUCGGUCAUCUCCUGCGCCGCGCUGUCCCUGCCCUCCAGCGUUGCCCAGAUACACGCGCUCGGCGCCAAGCGCGGCCUUCUCCCCGCCGCCGACGCCUACCUGCUCUCCGCGCUGCUGACAGCCUACUCCCGCCUCGGCAGCCUCCGGCUCGCCCACCAGCUCCUCGACGAAAUGCCUCUCGAGUCCACACCCCACACCACGCUCCGCACCGCGUUCAACUCUGUCAUCUCCGGCUGCGCCCUCCACGCUCUCCCGGUGGCCUGCUUCGCUCUCUUCCACCGCAUGCGCGCCGCCGCGGUCCGCUUCGACGCGGUCACCCUCCUUGCGCUUGUCCCUGCCGCGCCUCUGAGCGUCGUGCCGCAGGUUCACGCCCUCGCUGCCCGAGUCGGGUUCGCCACCGAGACUUCCGUGGCUAACUGCCUCAUAUCCACAUACGCGCGCGGCGGCGCGUUUGGCGCGGCCCUCGCCCGGAGGGUCUUCGACGAGAUGCCGCUGGCCUCCCGCGACCUGGUGUCGUGGAACGCUGUGCUGUCAGCUCACGCGCAGAACGGCCUGGCCGUGGACGCCCUCGAUCUCUACCGCCGCAUGCGUAGCCCCGAAGGUGGCGGGGUGGAGCCGGACGCCGUGACGAUCGUCGGCGUGCUCUCCUCCGCAGCGCAUCUCGGCGCGCUCGGUGUGGGCUUCGACGUUGAGCACUACGUGCGCCAGAGGCUCCCGGGCUUCCGCACCAACGUGCAGCUUUGCAACGCGCUAAUCAACUUCCACGCGCGCUGCGGCAGCCUGCCUCGAGCGCAGCAGCUGUUCGACGAAAUGCCCAGAAAGAGCAUCGUGUCAUGGACGGCGCUGCUCACUGGACACGGCAUGCACGGAAAUGGUGACGUCGCCGUCAGCCUCUUUGAAAGAAUGGUGUCCGAAGGCAUCCGCCCGGACAACGUCGCAAUGGUCGGCCUCCUCUCCGCGUGCAGCCACGCCGGGUUGUACGACGAGGGGCGCAAGUACUUCUCAACAAUGGAGAGCGUCUACAAGUUGCGGCCCACGCUGGAGCACUACACCUGCAUGGUGGACCUCCUCGGACGUGCUGGCCGCCUGGAGGAGGCUCGAGAGCUCAUCUCAUCAAUGCCCAUGCCGGCUGACGGCGCGGUCUGGGGUGCCCUUCUUGGUGCGUGCAAGAUACACAAAAACGUGGAGGUUGGGGAGGAGGCCUUCGCGAAUGUCGUCGAGCUGGAGCCGAGGAACGCGGGAUACUACGUGCUCAUGUCAAACAUAUACACCGACACGGGGCAGCUGGACAAUGUCGCGAGGGUGCGGGCGAUGAUGAGGGAGCGCGGGCUCAAGAAGGAGCCCGGAUGCAGCUACGUCGAGCACAAGGGGAGGGUGCACCUCUUCAUGGCCGACGACCACUCGCACCCACAAGCAAGGAGGAUCUACGAGCUGGUGAUCAGGCUGGAGCUGAUGGUGAAGGAGAAGUCGUCGGGAGUGAGGGAGAGCGAAGUGGCGGCCGCCAAGGGACGCAUGGAGAAGGCGGCUGCACAGCCGCUGGUUGGGAUUCACAGCGAGAAGUUGGCAGUGGCGUUUGGGUUGCUGAACACCGAGGCCGGCAGUGAGAUUGUGGUGAUCAAGAACCUCAGGGUGUGCGGGGACUGCCACUCUUUCUUGAAGGUGGUUUCGGCCACUACCAACAGGGCGUUCCUGGUCAGGGACGCGAGCCGCUUCCAUCGCUUCGAUGGUGGAGUUUGUUCCUGCAAAGAUUACUGGUGA